Molecule: messenger RNA, 1121 nt
Organism: Mytilus californianus (California mussel)
Lineage: Eukaryota; Metazoa; Mollusca; Bivalvia; Mytilida; Mytilidae
Product: 17-beta-hydroxysteroid dehydrogenase type 6-like
Exons: 5
Coding region: 117-1082 (321 amino acids)
Source: RefSeq, a predicted model, not a curated record
UUUACCCAGGUUGUGUUUAUAAUUUACACUUUACGACAAAUAUAAAUGUGCAUUACAGGUCAGUUCCUUUACUUGCAACUUAUGCAUUUUUGACAACACAGUAUUUUCCUGUAGCUAUGUGGUUUUUAGUAAUCACGUCAUUUAUAGCUCUGUUGUUUACAUGGAAAUGGCUCCGCAAUCGUCAAACAGUAGGAAACUAUAGACAUCGUUAUGUUAUGAUAACGGGGUGUGAUUCUGGAUUUGGAAAUUUAUUAGCGAAAAGAUUAGAUGAUUUGGGUUUCCAUGUGUUCGCUGGUUGUUUUACACAACAAGGAAUAGACAUGCUUAAUAAAGAAACUUCAGAUACAGUUCAAGCAAUUCAGUUAGACGUCUCCAAAACAGAAAGUAUAAACAGUGCACUAGUGAAUGUUAUAGCAUCAUUACCAAAAGAUACAGGAAUGUGGGGAUUGGUGAACAAUGCUGGGAUAGUUGGGUCACCGGCACCAGUAGAAUGGUUGUCAAGGGAGGACUAUCAGGAAACGUUAGCAGUAAAUACGUUCGGAAUGAUUGAGAUGUGUCGAGUUUUUCUCCCACUACUUCUGAAAGCUAACGGUCGUAUUAUUAAUAUGUCAAGCAUAGUGGGGAGAAUAGCUAUGGCCCCGGCACCUUAUACGAUUUCAAAAUAUGCUGUCGAAGGAUAUUCAGAUGUGUUAAGGCGUGAACUUUAUCGAAGAGGAGUAACGGUGCAUAUUAUAGAACCCGGAUACUUUAGAACAAAUAUAGCAGAUCCUGAUACAAUUUGUAAUGCAUUAACAAACAAGUUUAACAGUUUAUCAACACACAUGCAGAUAUAUUACGGAAAGGAGUAUGUUGAAAAAGCAAAGAAGCGUAUUAGGACAGGAAUUAAUUAUGUAGGGUCACCAAGAGUUCACCUUGUUUACGAAGCGUAUAUUCAUGCGCUAACAGCAAAACAUCCACAUCAUCGCUAUCUAGUUGGAAAUGAUGCAAAACUACUUUUUCGGAUUCUUUGGAAUUUACCAGAAUGGAUGAGUGAUUAUGUACUAGGUCAAGGUAGACCAAUACCUGCAGCUGUACAAACUUAGUGUAUAUUAUUAGUUGAAGUAAAAUAAUUGCUAAUUUUG